Messenger RNA from Selaginella moellendorffii, 3030 nucleotides. RefSeq names its product homeobox-leucine zipper protein PROTODERMAL FACTOR 2. The transcript is spliced from 11 exons. The record is from RefSeq and is a predicted model, not a curated record. Lineage: Eukaryota; Viridiplantae; Streptophyta; Lycopodiopsida; Selaginellales; Selaginellaceae. The coding region runs from base 163 to 2601 and encodes 812 amino acids. Gene Ontology annotation, biological process: regulation of DNA-templated transcription. Gene Ontology annotation, molecular function: DNA binding; lipid binding; DNA-binding transcription factor activity, RNA polymerase II-specific.
GGGGAUCCUGGCAAAGUGGACACGGUCACGGAGGAAGAACACGAAAAAAGAUCAUAUCACUGCUUACACUUCUAGUUUAGAUUGGUAGCGGGCGUCUGCAAGGACGAAAGCCAAGAAAGGAGUUAGAAGGAAGAGAAGGAAGCCACGAGCUUACCAGCGAAGAUGAGGUUUGACGGCCCGACGGUGGCUCUCCUGGCGGACAAUGCCGGCUUUGGAGCUAUGGGUCUUUCCGACCUCGCAAACAUUCCAAUGUCGGCGUCGCGGCUCAUCAACAGGGGCGCUCCAGGCAUGCCGCCUCAGAUGAAGAACUCUUUCACUUCUCCUGGACUCUCGCUCGGCCUGCAGCAGCCAAACUGUCCGGAGAUGCAGCUGGAGUCCAAGCCGGCUCCCGAUGGCGAGCUCGGUGUCAAGAGCAAGAGCAAGGAGGAUGAGAACGAGAGCCGGUCCGGCAGCGGCAGCGAGAACAUGGGAAACGCGUCGGGUGACGAGCAGGAACCGCCGAGGAAGAAGCGCUAUCAUCGUCACACUGCAAGGCAGAUUCAAGAGAUGGAAUCGUUGUUCAAGGAGUGUCCUCAUCCCGACGAUAAGCAGCGCCAGGAGCUGAGCCGGGAGCUAGGACUGGAGCCUCGGCAAGUCAAGUUCUGGUUCCAGAAUCGCCGCACGCAGCUCAAGGCCCAGCAGGAGCGAGCGGAGAACAACGUUUUGCGCCACGAGGUGGAGAAGCUCCGCGCUGAAAACAUCACCAUGCGCGAGGCGAUACGCAAUGCAUCGUGUCCAAACUGCGGAGGCCCUGCAACUCUGCGAGAGAUGUCCUUCGAAGAGCAGCACCUGCGAAUCGAGAACGCUUGCUUGAAGGACGAGCUCGAUCGAGUGUCUGCUGUCGCUGCAAAGCUUUUUGGACGAUCAGUACCGCCGAUGGUUUCCCAACAAGCUCCACAGUUUUCCGGAUCGUCUCUAAACCUUUCCAUCCAGGGUGCUGCAGGGAGCAAUCCGAUGUCUCCUCCAGCACAGGUGGCUGGAUUACUUUCAGCGCCACCAUCAGGAGUCGAGGAGCUUUCGAACUCCAACAAUCUUAGCACCAACAAAUCUGUUGUCCUGAGCGACGUCGAGAAGAACAGCGUCCUUGACCUGGCAGUCAUGGCAAUGGAUGAGCUCGUCCAGCUCGCACAGCCUGACUCGCCGGUGUGGAUCCCAAGCCCGGACGCCUCCAAGGAGGUGCUUAACUACGACGAGUACGUUCGCCAGUUUCCAAAGUUCGUCGAAAGCAAGCAGUAUGGUUUCAAGACCGAUGCCACUCGCGAUGAUGGGCUUGUGAUGAUGAACGCCGCGAGCUUGGUCGAAGUUCUCAUGGAUCCGGCGAAGUGGAUGGAGAUGUUUUGCACGAACGUUUCAAAAGCACUGACGCUGGAAGUUAUCUCUUGUGCUCCCGGUAGUUUAAGUGGAACACUGCAGCUGAUGUAUGCCGAGAUCCAAGCUCUCUCCCCGCUGAUGCAGACCAGGGAAGUUUACUUCCUUCGUUACUGCAAGCAGCAUCAGGACAGCACCUGGGCCGUGGUUGACGUCUCCGUCGAUGGUCUCCAUGGAACGCCAUCCCCAGCUUCGCUGCAUUGCCGACGCUCUCCAUCGGGAAUGCUAAUCCAAGACAUGCCGGAUUCUAUCCACGACAUGCCAAACGGCUGCUCCAAGGUUGUUGUCGUGGAACAUAUGGAGUACGACGACCAGCCCGUCCAUCAGCUCUUUAAAUCCUUGGUGAGUAGCGGUGGAGCCUUCGGUGCGCGGAAGUGGCUGGCCACUCUCCAGCGUCAGUGCGAAGCACUGACUUGCUAUCUCCCGGGUCUCGCUUCAGCUCGAGAAAUCGGAGUGAUUCCAAACUCUCCUGCUCGCCAGUCCCUGCUCAAGCUCUCGCAGCGCAUGACCACUAACUUCUGCGCCGGCGUUGGUGCUCCGAGCAGCCAGUGGACAACACUCUCUGGCAGCGUUCACGACGAUAUCCGUGUCAUGACGCGCAAGAGCGUCGACAACCCCGGCGAGCCCCACGGCAUAGUUCUCAGCGCUGCCACCACGCUCUGGCUCCCGUUGGCUCCAGCCCGAGUUUUUGACUAUCUCCGCAGCGAGCACCUCCGUAGCGAGUGGGAUAACAGUGGAAUGGUUCAGGAAGUAGCCCGCAUCGCCAAAGGCCAAGCCACCGGGAACGACGUCUCUCUCUUCCGGAUCGAUGCUCUCAACCAGACUCUCAACGCUAAUCAGAACCAGAUGCUCUUCCUCCAAGAGAGCUGCACUGAUACUUCCGGUUCCCUCGUCGUCUACGCCCCGGUGGAGCUCACCAUGAUCAAUAUGAUGAUUCAAGGCGGUGAUCCAGCUCACGUAGCUGUGCUCCCCUCGGGCUUCGUCAUCCUUCCCGACGGCUCGGAGCCGCACUCGACCACCAGCAUCCUCCAGAACGAUGCCACCGGCACUCUUCUCACCGUGGCCGUGCAAAUCCUCAUCAGCACCCUACCCUCGGCAAAGCUCUCACUGGAUUCCAUCGUCGCCAUCAACACCCUCAUCUCCAACACGGUCCAGAAGGUGAAAGGAGCACUGACGCCGAGCAACGAGCUCUAAAGUCUCAACCUUCGAAGAUCGCUUCCCUUCUUUCAGCUUCUCUCGUUUCCGUAAGUUUGUUUCUCGUCCUUCCCGUGAUCACGCCCCUCGUUUUGUCUCUUGAAGAAGUUUGUUGCCUUGAGGGGAUAUCAACCAUCCUGCUCGUCCUCUGGAGCACUGCGUUGAUUUCUCCCUCAGCAACAGGCAGAAACCUCCAUAGCCCCGUCCUUUUUGCCUGUGUUUUGUCUUUGACUUUUCGUUAUUUACUUACUAUCCAGCAGGGGAAAGUCAAGAACGCACCUCGGAAUUUCCUGCCUUUCACCGUGUUGUCUGCUGGCACGCAUUGCAGAGACACCACCUUGUAAGGCGAGUGGUUCGGGUAUUGACUUUCGUCCUCUCGUGUGUGCUCUUAAGUUAUGGAAAAUGAAAAACAAAAGACCCAAGUAUUAA